AUGGUGGAUGAUGCUGUUGGAGGGAAAGUGACAGAUGCAAGGACUCUAGCGAUAAAGGGAUUAAACAACACACCCCCUGAUGAUGGGAUAACAGAAGCGAGUCAGUACAGAGCAAAUUUAGUGGAAGGAAUUGCUGGAUUUUCGGCAGGCUUUACAACUACUUUGGUGUCACAUCCAUUGGACUUUAUGAAACUUCGAAUGCAGCUUGAUAAAACGUCACCGUCACAAUGGAAGGCCGUCAAAAAUAUAAUCAGCCAUCUUUUACUUACUUCGACUUCUGCCGAUGGGAAGGUUCAUGGCUUGAGUGUAAUAAAAAAUGUCUACAGAGGAGUUGGACCAAAUCUAGUGGGAUCUACAGCAGCAUGGGCACUUUAUUUCUCUUUUUACAGAGAAUAUAAGGACUUAAUCUUGAAGUAUACCGAUAGCACAUUCAAUGACUCAAACCUUAAUUCGGCCGAAUAUUUACUGAGCGCCUUUGGGGCUGGCUGGACAACCUCUAUUCUUACAAAUCCGAUAUGGGUCAUUAAAACAAGAAUGAUUGCGACAUCUAGACAGGCACCUGGAGCAUAUACUUCUAUUAUUGAUGGAAUCAAGCAGAUUUACCGCUACGAAGGCUUCGUAGGCUACUACAAAGGACUUUCACCCGCUUUACUAAACGUUUCUCAAGGGGCACUUCAAUUUUCAAUAUAUGAUACAUUCAAACAUCAUUUUAUCCUUCGGAAAGGAAGCCCAGAACGAAAAUUGACGACUUUCGAGUAUUUAUACUCUAGUGCAAUAUCUAAAAUAACAGCAACUAUGACGCUUUAUCCUCUACAAGUGAUACGGUCAAGAUUACAGGUUAACAAUGGUCUAAGGACAAUUUCUGCACGUCAACUUGUAUAUAAGAUUGCUAAAGAGGAAGGCCUAAAAGGAUUCUACAAGGGCUUACUUGCGAAUAUUAUUAGAGUUGUUCCGGCCACCUGCAUUACAUUUACAGUUUAUGAAGAGACAAGGGCUUCACUCACAUUAUGA
This is a messenger RNA of Brettanomyces bruxellensis, 1011 nucleotides long. RefSeq lists its product as uncharacterized. The transcript has a single exon. NCBI's taxonomy places the organism in Eukaryota, Fungi, Ascomycota, Pichiomycetes, Pichiales, Pichiaceae. Gene Ontology annotation, molecular function: folic acid transmembrane transporter activity; FAD transmembrane transporter activity. Gene Ontology annotation, biological process: folate import into mitochondrion; nucleotide transport. The record is from RefSeq and is a predicted model, not a curated record. Gene Ontology annotation, cellular component: mitochondrion. Bases 1 to 1011 code for a protein of 336 amino acids.